AUGCGUGUGUAUUCACAUAUAUACAACGCAGUAUCUAUCACAGUUACUAUAUAUCAUUCAUAUCUAUCCCAGUUACUUCAUGUCUCUCUAUCUAUCCCAGUUACUUCAUGUCUCUCUAUCUAUCCCAGUUACUUCAUGUCUCUCUAUCUAUCCCAGUUACUUCAUGUCUCUCUAUCUAUCCCAGUUACUUCAUGUCUCUCUAUCUAUCCCAGUUACUUCAUGUCUCUCUAUCUAUCCCAGUUACUUCAUGUCUCUCUAUCUAUCCCAGUUACUUCAUGUCUCUCAUUCAUCCCAGUUACUUCAUGUCUCUCUAUCUAUCCCAGUUACUUCAUGUCUCUAUCUAUCCCAGUUACUUCAUGUCUCUAUCUAUCCCAGUUACUUCAUGUCUCUAUCUAUCCUAAGUUACUUCAUGUCUCUCUAUCUAUCCCAGUUAUGUCUCUUUCAUGUCUCUCUAUCUAUCCCAGUUACUUCAUGUCUCUAUCUAUCCCAGUUACUUCAUGUCUCUAUCUAUCCCAGUUACUUCAUGUCUCUAUCUAUCCCAGUUACUUCAUGUCUCUCUAUCUAUCCCAGUUACUUCAUGUCUCUCUAUCUAUCCCAGUUACUUCAUGUCUCUCUAUCUAUCCCAGUUACUUCAUGUCUCUCUAUCUAUCCCAGUUACUUCAUGUCUCUCUAUCUAUCUAUCUAUCUAUCACUGACUGUUCCUAUCAAUCUUUCUAUCAAGAUAUAUUUUGGUGGCAAGAAUUCAUAUAA
Messenger RNA from Acanthosepion pharaonis, 750 nucleotides. The record is from the annotation of a GenBank genome assembly. Lineage: Eukaryota; Metazoa; Mollusca; Cephalopoda; Sepiida; Sepiidae.